AUGACAGUGCCCGCCACAUCUCAGAUCACCUAUUCCAAAGCUAUUUCAAGUACGUCUAUAGAGUUUGAGUGGUCCAACGUGACGGGGGCGGACAGCUACACCCUGUUUGUGGAGGAGUUGUUUGUUGUUCCCACAACCAAACACAACCAGACCUUCACAACCCUGAAAGGACGAAUGGACGGCUUGUUACCUUCUACAACCUACAACUGUUACAUUUACUCCUCCAACAUUGCUGGAAGUGGUGCCCAAAGCAGUAUCAGGUCAAUCAUGACGUUGGUGCAGCCACCAACUGGUGUUGCUCUCGUAUCAACGGGAGAGAGCUCGGCUCACCUGACGUGGGCCUCUGUGAGUAAAGUCCUGCUUUAUCAUGUGACCGUGAGUGACAUCGACAACCCCAGCAACACGCCAGUCAUCAAAGAAACUUCAGGCACAUCCAUGGACAUUACUAACCUGGAGCCCUGCUCCACCUAUACAGUGGGAGUAUCGUCAGUUAACGUCUUCCUGGAGCCUGGGGAGCCCAGAAAUGUUAACCACACCACAUCUUCCAUUAACCCAGUGACGACAAUCUCCGUGGACUACAACUGCUCCAGUGGCAUGGUGACAGUGACUUGGGAUUUGGUGUUUGGGGCCAACCUGUACAGGGCCGCAGCUGUUGACAGCAGCGACCAGUCCCUAAACUGUACAUCAGGCUCCACCAGCUGUCAGAUCACACAACUCAACUGUGGCGAGAAGUACCAGGUCCAUGUCACAACCAUCUCUGACGACUGCAGCAACACCUCAGAGGCCUCUGCCAUGUUCGAGACAGUCCCCUGUGCCCCAAUCGAUCUCCAAACUCAGCACCAAUGCUCCAGCAACGUGAUCCUCUUUUCCUGGGCGCCCACCAACAAAACCUACUACUACGUGGCCACAGCGGUGGACGACACUGGCAAAGAGACUGUGUGCAGGACAGUGGACACUGUGUGUUACUUCUCUAAUGUCAACUGUGGACAGUUCUACAGGUACACUGUGUAUGCUGUCAGCGCCGGUUGCAACAGUGAAGUCAGCCAGCCCAAGUCUGUCCAAACCUCAGACCAGUGUCACCCUGAUGUGCUGAUCACGACCUGGGACUCUGCUGCUGGAGCUCUGUCCUACACUGUGGAGGCACAGGGCAACACUGAAGAGAGCUACAACUGCACCUCGUCCUCCAACAGCUGUGCGGUGACCGGCGUGCCAUGCGGCGAACACCUCAGCGUGUGGAUCACCGCCUCAAAUGACAACUGCAACACUACCAAGGUGCUGGGAGGACCGGCUCAGACUGUUCCCUGCAGCCCGAUCAAUAUCUCGGUAUCAGUCGACUGCAGCCAAGACUCUGCAAGACUUAACUGGACGACGAGAAACGGUGCCAUAUUCUACAUUGCCGUUGCUCAAGAUACAAGUGGAAAUAAACAAAGCUGCAAUUCAAUGGGAACCAACUGCUUGAUCGAAGGCCUGACAUGUGGACAGAAUUACACAGCCAGCGUCAUUGGCACAAAUCUCAAGUGCAACAGCACAACCAGUGAGGAGGUCGCCUUUAUGACAGCACCGUGUCCUCCAACCAACAUCGAGGCAUUCAGGGACUGUGAAGCCAACCAUGCUCUGAUAGUGUGGCAGAACCAUCGGUCCACAGGCCUCUACACAGCGACUAUAGUGGAUCCAAGUGGAGCUCAACUCACCUGCACCAGCAACACAGUCAACAACUGUAAAAUCACCUCUCUGCCCUGUGGGAUGAUGUACAAUGUAUCUGUGGCCUAUAAUGAUGGAAACUGUCCAUCCACCUCCACAACUAUCAGGAUGGACUCAGUGCCCUGUGGCCCUGAGGACGUAAGGGCAAGUGUUGCCUGCAUUACUGGAGAGCUGACAGUCAUCUGGAACAUAUCUGCCCCUGCAGAGAACUACACUACCAUCAUCUCCAGAGGAAUGGGUCAUUAUCUGCACUGUAACUCUACAAACACACAGUGCACCACGGGAGGGUUGCUGUGUGGAAGCUCCUAUAGAGUGAUGGUCUUCUCUGUCACUGGGUCGUGCUUCAGUCUCCCGAGCACAGAGGCCCUGGUGCAAACAUUGCCAUGUCCUCCCACCAACGUCACAGCCAUGCCUACGUGUGCUCCCAAUCCUGUCCCUGUGUCAUGGGUGGCCAGUGACAGUGCCAACCACUACACUGCUGUUGCUCUGAGCAGUGGGGGUCACAGGUCAGAGUGCUCGACCAAUAGCACUUCCUGCAGCCUUCCUGCGCUCCAGUGUGGGGAGAAUUACACUAUUGGCGUUUCGGGGGCUGAUGACAACUGUACAGGUCAACAGAGCAACACUGUCUCUGUAAUCACAGAGCCAUGUCCUCCCUCUAAUGUGUCCAGCCAGCUGGUCUGUAGUGCUGGCCUGGCGCGAUUGUCCUGGGCCCCCAGUACGAAUGCAGUGAGCUACAAUGUGAAAGCUUACAGCGAUGAACAGAACCUCACCUGCACCAGCUCCAGCCCCAACUGUACGCUGAGCAACCUGGUCUGUGGUCAAGAGUAUGACAUUCACGUGACAGCGACUGACGGCACCUGCGUCAGCAACUACAGCGCUCCCUUCACACAAGACCCAGGGAAGUGA
This is a messenger RNA of Paralichthys olivaceus (Japanese flounder), 2607 nucleotides long. Lineage: Eukaryota; Metazoa; Chordata; Actinopteri; Pleuronectiformes; Paralichthyidae. The record is from RefSeq and is a predicted model, not a curated record.